Molecule: messenger RNA, 14780 nt
Organism: Monodelphis domestica (gray short-tailed opossum)
Lineage: Eukaryota; Metazoa; Chordata; Mammalia; Didelphimorphia; Didelphidae
Source: RefSeq, a predicted model, not a curated record
GCCAAUAAAGGUUGAACAUCUUUGCCUUUUCCAAGUUGACAGUUUUUUCCCCAUUCACCUAGAGCAAGAUCCUCUCCUUUCUUUGAUCACUCUCUUUUUCCUAUUAUAGUGUAAAAAAACAAAACCAAAUCUUUGUUAUCAUUCUUAAUUUUUUCUCUCUAAUCUCAUUUCAUUCUAAGCUUUUGUACUCUUUUUAAAAAACCCUUACCUUCUGUCUUAUAAUCAAUACUAUGUGUUGGAUUCAAGGUAGAAGAGUGGUAAGGGCUAGGCAAUGGGGGUUAAGUGUUUUGUCCAGAGACACACAGUAAGUGUCUGAGGUCAGAUUUGAACCCAAGACCUUCUAUCUUUGGGCCUGACUCUCAAACCACUGAGCAACCCAGCUGCCCCCAGGACCUUCUUGUACUCUUGACAAUUCUCAUUAGAGCUUGCGCCAUUUUUAUAUUCAUCCUCCAUUACCUGCCCCUUGCUUUUGUCUUCCGAACAUCUUAUAAACUCAUAUUUUAGAGUGUGUAAACUGUACAUCCACACUGACCUCAUUAGACAAUUCUUUUUUUUUCUUGCUCAGGAUUUUCUUUUUGUGUCUUCAGGAUUUCUUUCUUCAAAGAAUUCCAUCCCCUCCUAGGCUGACUUCCCCCUUGAGAAUCUUAGUCUGCAAUAUUUGACCUAGCCCUUCUUUCAGGCUUUUGAAAUCUGCCUUCCCAAAAUCAGAGGAGUUCUUGACCUCUUUUGUAUCAUGGGCCCCUUCGGCAGUCUAGGGAUGCCUAUAGACUUCCUGGAAUAAUGUUUUAAAGUAAUGAAGGAGAUGCUAAAUUUUGGUUAGUUACUAGGAAAAAGAAAGGUGUCUUUUUUGUUUCUCAUUUUCCCCCAUUUCUAAGUUCCAUUAGGAACUUAGGGUCUAGUGCCCAAGACCCAAUGACAUUAAGGGGAGGUCCAGGGACCCUGGAUUAACAAUUCCUGAUCCGUGUGAGACUGUGCCUGAUUUUUUUCCUCUUUGUUCCCAAAUCCUCUAAAAGAACAUGUCCAAAACAGAACUUGAUACCUUUCCUCCCUUGCCCACAUGUGUUCCUAGCUUGCCUUUUUUUUCUUCACUCAAAGACCCCACCACCCUUCCAGUCACGGAGAUUCAAAGCCUCCUAGUCACCCAUGAUUCCCCUCUCUUCCUCACUUCCAGUACAUUGCCAAGAUAUGUCGAUUCUGCCCUGUCACACAUCUUGUGUUUGUUACCUUCUCCACAUCUCAUGACUAGUUUAGGCACUCAGAAUCCCUUGGUUGAACUCUUAGCAAUUGCCUUCCUGUUUGGUCUUCUUUGCCUGUAACCUCUCCCUGUUCCAAUCCAUUUUCCAUGUGACUGCCAAAGUGUCUUCCUCUCUGACCACUUUCCUCUCCAGCUGAAGAAACUUCAGUGGCUUCCUACUGCCUCUAUGAUAAAACAAAAAUGUCUCUGUCAAGCAUGGAAAGGCCCUCACAAUGUGACUCCAGCUGACCUUUUUAGGCAUCUUAGGACAUUCCUCGCCUAGCACUCUACAUUCCACUCAGCUGCCAUUUUUGUCCCCCCCCCCCACCCAACUUUGCCCAGACAGAUUCUCAUGCCUGCAAUGCCUCCUCAUUUUUGCCUCUUCAUAAAGAAUCCCUGCUCAAGGAUGACGAAGGUCUUCCCUGGUUCUUGAAGUUUCUAGGUUCCCCUGUUAGAUUGUAUUUACUGGAUAUUCAUUUAUUAAAAUAAUCAAACUCUUACAUUCUAUCUUAGAAUUGAUAAAACAAUUGUUUCCAAGGCAAAAGAGAGGUAAGGGCUAGAUAAUUGGGGUAAAGCAACUUGCCAGGGUCACAAAGGAGGACCUACUUAUUAUUAUUUGAUCUUUUGAUGUCAACAAGCCUGGUUGUGAAGUUGAUGACCUUAAAGGUGGUAUGGCUGGUGGUAGUAUUCUCAAAGGAGUAUUAAAGAUGGGACAGGAGUUGGAGGUCAGGCCUGGCAUUCUGGUCAAUCUCCUGGCCUGACUCUGUAUCCACCGAACCACCUAGUUGCCCUCUAUGUUUUUAUUUUUUACUUAAUCUGUAUACAUAUUAUAUACAGCUAGGUAGCACAGUGGAUGCCAUGCUGGGCCUGGAGUCAGAAAGACCUGAAUGUAAAUCCAACCUUAUUCACUUCCUGUUAUGUUACCCUGGACAAGUUACUUCACUGUUGUCUACCUCAAUUUACACAUCUGUAAAACAAUGAUCUAUUAUUGUCAUGAGGAUCAAGUGACAUAAUUGUAAAAUGCUUAGCACUAUCCCUGGUAAGCACUAAAUAAAUGUUAGCUAUUGUUAUUUCGCUCAAUAGAAUGCAAGCAUCUUGAGGACGAGAAUAGUUUCAUUUUUGUCUCUGUAUAUUUCUUGCCCAGCACAGUGCCUGGCACAUAAAAGAUGCCUGACAAACGUUUCUUUGAGUUGUCUUAUGAAUUGAACAAUUUUUCCCUGACUUCUUAAUAGAAUGAGUGAAUAAUAAAAUUUUAAAGCUGGAUGUUGUUCAUAUUAAUAAUAGCUAGCCUUUAAUCCCUUAUAUAUAUAUUACUUACUUUACAUAUGUUAUUUGAACCUCACAACAACUUUGGGAGGUAGAGGUUAACAUUAUCCUUAUUUUACAGAUGAGGAAACUGAGACAGAUGGAGGUGAGGGGACUUGCCCAGGGUCAUGCAGCCACAAAGUAUCUGAGGCUAGUCUUUCUGAUUCUAAGUCCCUUACUCCAGCCCCUGUGCCAUUUAAGUGCUCCAGAACAGGCAUUAUUACACAUCUGUCCAAGAACCAUUACAAACCAGAUGGUACAACUUGGAGCCAGAGGCAGCACAACUGCUUAGAACUGAUGAACAGUCAAAGAAAGAACUGUGCCAGGUUCAUCUGGGUAGGGCUGAAUCACUCCAGGAUCCACAGGUUCUGUUGGCCCAGCAGAUGGCAGCAGGAACUCAGGCUGUUGGUUUCUCUUUGCUGUGGAACCUAAGGGAGGAGAGAGAAGAUGGGGAGAGUCUGACCAAGAGAGGAAUGGGAGAAAGGCCAUGAGCUAGGAGUGAAGGGAGUGCUGGCUAGAUCCUGGCUCUGCCAUUUGGCCCCUGCAUCCCCCUUGGGCACCCAUUUACAUCUCUAGGCUUCAGGAUCUUUGGGUGUAAAGUGAAGGGGUUGGAUUGAAUCACUUCUAAGUGCCCUUGAAGCUCACUAUCUUCUCUGUUGGAUCCAUGGGGCAAGCCUCUCCCUCUCCUUCUCUCUCCUCCCUUCAUCCCUUUUUGUCUCUCUCUCUCUCUCUCUCUCUCUCUCUCUCUCUCUCUCUCUCUCUCUCUCUCUCUCUUCCCUCCUCGUCUGCUUUUGUCUCUUGUACUCCUUCCCUCUCCUCUUCUUCGUUUCCUCUCUUUCUGUCUCUGCCUAUCUCUCUCUCAAUCAGAGAGAUCUCUGAGUAUCUGUCAUGAGUAAUCUAGACACUUGUUUCUUCACAUCUUUAAUAGGCAGAAGGUAAGGAUUAAAGAAAUGAUGCUAAUCUAUCCACACAGAAAAAUAAAUAAGAGAUCAAAGAACUAGUCUAGUGACCCUAUCCAAAAGCAAUGAAGUUGGUUAGUUUCAUAUAUGUAUUUAGAAAAUCCAUGAUGAUUCUAGAGCUCACUAUUGUCUUUUCUAAUUGCAUAGAUCAUCUGAUGAAUAAUUGGUUCUAGAAUUUUCAUUAGUAUCAACGUCAAAUCCAUUAGUCUAAUAGUUUCUGGAAUGGAACAUACUUUUUUUGAAAAUCUUUCCACUCUUUGAUGUUGUUUUCAAUCAUGUCUGACUUUUUGCAUUCCCAUUUGAGUAUCUGAGGCCAGUAUUGAACUCAUGAAGAUGAGUCUUGUGGAUUCUAAGCCCAGCACUAUGCACUAUGGUGCCAUCUAGCUGCCACCUCUUCUCAUCUAUAGUUUUUGGGAUUCUCUCCCAUUCUCUGUGACUUCUUAAAGAUUACUGACAGUUCUGAGAUAUAGCAUUGCAAGCUUCUAAAAUAUGCUGGCUGACCUUUGAGGUCUUUUAUCUUUGGGAUUCAGUGAUUCUUUGAAAUGUUUCACCUCAGCCUAGAGAACUGAAUUCAUUUAAAGGAGCAAAGUGUUUUCUGAAUAUCUCCUCAUCUGUUUGGAGCUUCAAUUCCCUCUUAAACAUGCUUUUUCUGACUUUCUCUCUGAGAUAAUUUUCAUUGAUUGUAUAGAUGGAAGCAAAGGACAAAUUUCAGUCUUGCUUUCUCUCUUCAAUGCCUGCUCCAAGCAGUGGGCCUAACCCUUUCUUGUUCUUAUUGCUCUGAGCAUAUUUUUUAAAAUCCUUUUUUCUUUUCCUUAGCAUUUGCUCUUUCUGGCCUUUACAUCUCCCAGUUCUAUUCUUACCAGCCUUUUACCAGUCCAUCAUAAUGUUGUCCUUGGUUGUAAGCUUAUUUGAUGUUUUGUAUGGAUCUUUUAAAACAUCUGAGCUCUCUGGAGAGCUCCUUAUUUAACUACAUUCCUUUCAUUAGCUGUAUUACCUCCUUUCUUCCUCAUUCGGGUCAGUUGUCGUAUUGCCAAGAUUUCCUUCAGAACUAGGACUUCUUACCAUUCAUGAAUUUAGUUGUAGACAUGGCAUAAUACCUACCUAUUCUCUGAAGACCUUGAAAUCUACUUUCUUGGCAAGUCAAAAACUUCAGCCUGCCCACUUUUGGUUUAGUCCAGGAAUUCUUAACCUUUUUGAAAUCUGUUUUCUGUAGAACUCUUUGACAAUCUAUCGAAGACACUGGACCAUUUCUCAGAAUAAUAUUUUUGAAUGCAUGAACUAGAAUAUAUAAUAUUAAAAACAAAUAUUUUCAGUUAUAUUGAAAUAGUUAUCAUAAUGUUAAAGAAAAAAAGACCAAAAAAAGUUCAUAGACCCCAGGUUGAGAACCCCAGAUUUAGUCUAAUAUGUAAUCAGUGGAUUGAGAUCUAGGCCUACAGUCAGAAAGUUUUUACUUCAAAUUAGGCAUCAGACACUUUCUAGCUGUGUGGCCCUGGAUAAGUCACUUAACCCCAUUGUCUAGCCUUUACCACUAUUCUGCCUUGGAACCAAUACAUAGUAUUCAUUCUAAGAUGGAAGGUAAGGGAUGGUGGUCUCUUGCUCUACUGAUUUCUGACCCUUUUGUAUUCUCAAAAAGUUCUUGGGUUGGGUAUAAUUAAGAAUACAAUUUCCCUUUGAAAUUUCCCAUAAAAUGUCUAGGUAAUGUCAUGAAUAUAGUGGUACGUUUGGAAUCAGGAAGACUUGUUUCAGAAAUGGACUAGUUUUGUUAUUCUGUCACUUAACCCUCGUUUAACCUCAGUUUCCUUAUCUGUAAAAUAGGGUGGUGAUGGAGAUUAUAAUAAGACCUAUCUCAUUGAAUUGUUGUGUGGAUCAAACCAGAUAAUAUAUUCAAAGCACCUUAUAAACCUUAAGAGUAUUAUACGAAUACCAGCUAUUAUUAUUAACUACCUCCCAAGAGAUGAAGUUAUUAUCAACAAAGCUGGUCAAGAAUUCAUCAUUUGUCCUGCUUUUAGAAGAUAGAAAUUUAUAGUCAAUAUCUGAAGUGCUCCCUUUCUUUAUCACCCUGGUGCCAGCAUUAUAACCCAUUAGGAGGCAUCAUGUAUACUAUCCAUCUGAAUGGGAUAUUGGGGAAGGAUGGUUAUCUAUUCCACAAUUGUAUCAUUUUGGCUUUUCUCCUUUUAGAGUCACUAAAAUUCUCCCACCCAUGCUUCUGCCCAUAUUUGUGGAUUUCUGCAGUGGUGUGUCCUUUUCUGAGUGGAGAACUCCUCCUCUUCUCCUGUCAGUCCCCUUUGGAUAUAUGGCAUAUACCCGCCCUUCCAUUGUCAUCAUCAGCCAGGAGUUCCAUUCUUCUAAGUAGUGGUGCUCCUUUGGCAGUCAGACUUUCCUUGGCCAACAUUUCCUGUUUAUUACCCAGAACGUCAUUCAGUGGCACAGAGAUAUUUGAAACAAAAACAACAACAACAACAAAAGACAUUCAGUGGCACAGAGAUAUUUGAAACAACAACAACAACAACAACAACAAAAGACCCAACCUGUUCCUUUCUGUUGUUUUCUCCUGAGAAUUGCAGAGUACCACCUCCAUUUUAUUUCCCCCUGUGCCAUUCCCCAAUGUUUCUGGGAGAUGGACCUGAUGAAUACCAGUUGCUGCACAGUGAAUUGGGGUAGUUAUGAAUCCUGGAGACAUGGAGAGAAAUCAGUGGGAAGCUGGGGAUGAAGUGGAGAGCAAGAUCUUGUUGCAAUGGCCACGCACAGCUACAGAGAAGUUGUUGAGUGAGAUGUUUGAUUGUGGAUCAGCCCAGUUUUUGGCUGUCUUGGAAGCCCUUUCUGAACCAAAUAGAAGAGUGUUACAAACUGGUCACUUGUCAGAGGAAAUGGAAGUUCGUGAGGUCAUCGCUGAGCUCUUCAUGGCAGCAAGCGAGCUUUUAUCAGAUGCAUGUAGUAGCCAUGGGAAAUCCAGUUUUUCCAAAAACAUCUCUCUACAGCUUUCUCAAAUGCAACUCGCCAUUGAAAGCAAACAAAGUGUUUCAAUAGCUGCUGCAGUGAAGUUGAUAAAAUUAUCUUUCACCUUUGAGGAAUGGCAUUUGUUUAAUUCUGCUGCUUCUCAGUUUAUCGGUUUUCUUCAGCUUCAAAGUGGCCCACACUUGCAGAAAGCCAGGAAGGAUUUAAUGCUUCUGGCUGCGAUGGAACCGCUAAUUAAUGUGAAGCGGAAUAAAGGCUUAAGCUAUGCUGGUGAAGGAGGCAGCACUACCACUGAAGGAGCUCGAAGCUCAGGGAGAAAAAUUGUGUUUCAAGAAAAUUUCUCAUUAUCUGGAAGCUAUUCUGAUGAUAUUUUCUAUUUGGCAUCGAUGCUGUUUUCCUUCAUUUGUUCACCUACUGAGAAAAUUCGUCCUGAUGAAGAGAUCGUUGUUGACCUGAUAAUGUUCCUGUGGCAGAAAUGCAAAAUGGGAAUUCAGAAGAUCUAUUCAGCAAGAAUGGAUUAUUUCAAGUUUGUCCAGAAAGUCAAAACUAACAAAUGGAUUCAGCUGCUUUGGCAGAUAAAUGAAAUGAUUAAUACUUGUCAACCAGAAGACCUCAACCCUGUGUUUGUAGCUGAAGUUGCAUUACGACUAAGUGAAAUACUGGAGAUUUUAGGAAAGCCAGAAAAAAAAAGUCCUGGCAGCGCAAGCAGAGUAACUAUAGAAUUCCAGCAACUUCCUGACAGUUUUCCACUAUUUAAGAAAACACCUAAAGAGCAGUUACUUUUGGCUCAUGAAACUCUUGAGAAGGCAGUUACUGUGAUGGGGCUAUGUCGUUCCCAAACUACAUUGCCUAAUGGAAAAUCAGUAUAUGACCAUUGUCAUAUCAAGUUUAUCCCUCCAAGAGGAGGUGGAACCACUGGCAAACCAAUCACUGACAAUACUUUCCUGAUGGACUUGCAUCUAGAACUCCUUGUGAGUCAGCACCGGAUAGCUGCUACACUCAUUGAUCAACUCAAAGCUUGGAAUUUUUCUCCAAAACCUGCCCAUCCCAAAGAAACUGAAACUACAACUACUAGUCAUUUCACAGAAGCAUACGUACUGGGCAAAAUCAAUAAGAAUGAGUUAUCCAAAGCAGUCUUCUUAAUGAUGAAAGCUCAGAUACUAUUUGAGAAAGAAGAUUCUCAGGUCAUCAAAUCACUGGAGGAAUCGUUGUUCUUAAUUCGGAAGAUUGAAUCAGAGCAAAAAAACCAGUAUUCACCUCAGCAGAGUACAGAAGAAGAAAAACCCCAGAGCAAAGUUCCUGCUCCUCCCAUACUACUUUCAAGAACUCAUUGUUCAGUGACAUUUAAACCUGAUUCAUUUUUUUGUGGAGAAAAGGUCGCUUGGUAUGUCAUUUUGGGACGUCCAGCAGGAACAUGCAUGAGAAAAGUAAGAUUGAACGACCAUAGUCUUCUAAACUGUGGAGAACCAGUACCUGCUACUAGUAAAACCGUUUUAGAAGUUGUUGGAUUGGAGCCUAAUGAAAAAUACGUGUUUGCACUUGCUGGUUAUUGCUCUGCUGGAACACUUAUUGGGCAAGGAAUUGGACUGACAUCUAAGCCUAUUCUGAUUUACAUGCCACUUUCUACUGUUACUAUUCGCUUACAUCUGACUGAGAUUGCCUUUCAACUCGGUAAAUAUUCAGUGGCCAAGAAAGCCUUUGCACCUGUUUGGGACUAUUUCGUCGAUCCUCCUCUUCCAGAAAAUCCACACAUUUUUUCUUUAAGUAGCUUGUUAACUGUCACACCAUUCAGGUUACAUCUGGAGACCGUGUCAGAGUCUUCAUCAAUCCUCUUAUACUAUUUCAUUAGAUGCAUUUUCAUAAUAAGUAAUAUUAAUAUUAUAGAAAAAAAGCUCUUCUGUGAUACUAUUAGAGGAGAUGAGGUUUUCACUUGUCAACAAGUUUUCAGACUACUUGAAUGUCAGAGAAUCCUUGUGGUCAUUGAACUUAGUACCCAUGUAAAUAAUUUUAGUUAUUCCCUACAAGCUGUUGUUCACUGCUAUGGUCUCCUGGCCCCUCUAAUCUUUCACAAUAUUGUCCUGGUUCCAAUAAUCCAGGUCCUAAUUAAGUGUUUGGUAAUUUUGCAAGAAAUCCCAGGUGUUACCUUUCCAAAGAGACAGAUGGGGAAUUUUGAGUCUACCCAGCAUAUGAUUGCGUGCACUGUUUAUUACACGGCAAAGGUGUUACGUUCAUGGAAGGAAUUUGACCUUGCAGUGAUUAUUAUAAAUUUGGGGAAAAAGUUACUGGACACCUCACAAGGGUUAUUUUCAAAUGUCACUAAAGCUGCCUUUGGUGAGGAUGAUCAAGAUGACUUAUCAGAGGAGGCCUACUCAACCAAGAGAAUCAAGAGGGUCAAGGGACAGAUUGCCAUACUGGACAAAAUCAGCGAGCAGCUCAACGUCAUGGAAGCUCAACUACUCAAACUGACGAAACAAAGUCCCAUGUAUGAGCUCACAGGAACAGAAGAUCCCUUUUUCCUCUACCCAAUAAUUCUAACUUGGACUCUCAAAACUGCGAUGAGGGAAGUAAUGAAAUUCAAGAGUAAACCUCGUUUUCUGGAAUUCUUUGUUCAAGUUAUGACAAAAUGUCUUAUUGAAGAGAAAUUUCACUAUGUGGUGGAAUUGGCAUUUUCAGUUCAACUCUUCCUUAAAAGGAGAAAUGCCAGUUUACUUGGAGUAAGGAGAUCUCCAGUUCUUCACACUCUUCCAUCUAAUGAAGAACCAAAGAAAUACAAGGCAGCUGCCAUGGAGAUUCAAAAAACUACAGAUGUAUCAAUUGGGAAGUCAAAAUCAAAGAAAAAAGGUAUUCUGCAAGAUUAUUUUGUCAAGCAUCUCUCACUUUCUGAAUUGCCAGAUUUGGAAAAAUUUAAAAGAGCUGAUGUGAGAAAAGUAGCUAUAAAAAUCCUUUCAGAACACUUGGCCCCAAAACUAAAUCGCUAUAUAAAAAGGAAAAGAAUGCAUCGAUUAUUUAUUGAAGAGUUACCCUGGAAGUCUCAGAUGAAUGUACAUUUGGCUGAAGCUCACUUCAACUUAUUCAAAAUCAGAUUCAUGGAGCGUAAGAAGGUUAAAGCUUGCACUUCACAAAAUACAAUGAGCUACCGAAUUUUAGACCCGGAUAUCUUCUCAAUGUACAAUUCUGGGACGUUGUUAGUGGAUGAAAACUUAAAUUCAGAUAAUUACCAAGCAUUGCUUGAUUUCAUGCUUUCAAGAAAAAUGAGAAAGAUCAAUCUCUCAGAUGCCAAUGAAAUUUCUUUUGGUGGUGUCAGAUUGAGUGAAGAUAUCCCUAAAGGGGUAAACACAAAUGACCUGGAAUCCGCUAGAGAGAAAACAGCAAAUCUUGGAAUCAUAGACCAUUUUAUCAGGACCUUUGUUCACUGCAAAAGAGCAUUGGUUCUUGCUCAUCGUGGUGGUUUCUGGACCUUACUUCAGAAUGUGACCCGGACUCUUUGGAAUUACACCAUAGAGAUGCAGUUACUCUAUAAACAGGCGCAGUUUCUUUCCAAAACAUUCCCUUUCAGCAAGGAUAUUAUGAUAUGCACCUUCGUGAUGCCAUUUACUUUGGGAGCAGAUGCCCUUAUUGACAUGCUGUUAGACCUGCAGAAUACCAAAUCUCUUAAGAUUGUGGAUGACUGUAAAGAUUUUGGUGUUGCAAGUGCUUAUGGGAACAUCACAGAGGAUAAUGGUGGCUUCAAUCUGACAUUUGAAGAACCUUUUGAUGAUAUGAAUUUGGUUGACUUGAAAUUCAUUUCUGACUUCAUCUUUAAGACUUUGGAAAUCUUGUACAGAGUGGGAAAAUGGGAAACACUAGUCUACAUUGCCCUUCAGUUCAAUGAAGUGACACAUGAGAGAUACACUGAGCAAGUGAUGCCAUUGUUAAUCUAUUCUCAAAGACAGCUUUUGCAGAGACUCCAGAGAAAUAGUGGGGAGCAGACAGAUAAUAUAGAAUGGCAGUUUGAUGACACGGUAAACCUCCGAGAUGUCAUUGGGAAACUGCCCAAUUCUUCUUUUGUGCAGACUAUAAAGGGCAAGUCUAAAAGACUUUUUAAUUAUGAGCAAGGUGUAGAUCUUUCGGAGACAUACAUUGCAAAUAGAAUAGUGUCUGUGCCCCUGAAUGUGAAAGAAACUUUGAAGACCUUUAGAGAAACCUUGACGAAAUCUAAGUACCACAACAGAUCACUGAGAUACAGCAGAAAAUUGCUUUCUUUGUUACUGGCCCACACACAAGAAGCCAGUGGAGGAAUAAACAAUCCCAAAUUUAUGUAUGGAAAAGUGGAAUUUAGCCUUGGAACUGAAGAAAUACAUUCGCCUACACCCCCUGAUCUUUUUAAUGAAAAGUUCACUGCUUCUGUUACAGUACAGAGCACAAAAAUUUCUCCUUUCCAAUUUCAACUUGUUAUCACUUCUUAUGAGAAAACGAUCGAGAUUCUUGAAAUCAGCAAUCAAACAGAUCUCAAGAUACAGGCACUACAUGAGCUUGGAAAUCUUCACAUCUAUGCAGAAAACAGAAGGGCAGCUUUUAAAUGCUGGAGUCAAGCUCUUGAUGCCAUACUCAAAAAAAAAGAUGUUCUACAUACGUGGAAAGAAAUUGUCAGCCCCAUCCAAAAACCUAUGAAUAGCAUCGUGGGUUCAAACUACAUCGAUUAUAGUGAAGAUUUUCUGUUGAAAGCUGGCAUUUGGGGAUGCUUGCAGGGAGGAGUCAUAGCAGCAAAGAUGGCCCAAUACAUUUUAACAUCAAAUAUGAAUGAGAGGAUUGAAUGUUGCAUUUUCUCUUCAUUUUUUUUUAAGGGUCUACUUAGAACCUCUCUUGUCCAUCCCAAAUAUGACCAUGAGUAUGCCCGUUAUGAAAUCACCCAACUUACUCCAGGGCUGGAUCUCUUCUGUGACCGAUACAGAGCAGAUGUGUCCAUUGUCCUCAGCAGCCUGAGUUACCUCUGUCAUGAACUCCAUUCUGUCCACCAAGACCUUAUUCUUCUGCCACUUAUUUCAUUAAACCAUUACUUGGUCUGUGAAGUUUGCCAAGAUCUAUUUAAAACCAUAGAUACAAGGAUCCUUAAGACGGAAAUCCUUAUUGAUUUAGGAUUCUUUUCUGAAGCUUUUAGUGAAAUGGCUGGUCUUUAUACUGGAAAAAACAUCCCCACUUCCACGCCCUUAGGCUAUAAACUUCCAAAAACUAAGAUCAUGCAGCCCUUUCAAGCAGGACACUCUUAUUUGAGCAAAGAAAAUAUACAGGCCCUGGAAGAUUUAAUGAAUCAAGGCAUCCCCCUAUACAUUAUUUCGAUUUGCCAACCAUCUUUCUCCUAUAAGUUUACUUUGGUCAAAAUGCGCUUUUUAAUCAGUUUGGCUGCAACCAUAAAUUGCUUCCCAGUUAGGGAUACAACAGCAUUCUUCCAGGACUUUACCCAGAAGAGCAAAGCCAGUGCUUCAGUCUUUAAAGGUACAAACCCUGAAGAUUCAAUAAUCCCCUCUCAAGAGACAGUUCAAAAUGACUUUACCGCAGCUGAAGGAACACAGAGAGCUCUGGACAAGAGCAUUGACUUCUCAAAGCAAAGAGGCUUCGAUGAUAUGAGGAAGAUGCUGAUGGUGGACCCAGAAUAUUUAAAGGAUGAAACCCCAGCAAAUGUUAACCUGACCAAGUCAAAAGAAGAGUUGUCUCCAGGUAAACUAAAGGGGAUUUUAUUGGCAGAAGCUGAGGACAAGCUUCUCAUGCUAAUAGAAAAUGCAGAGGAAUUGAGUCACAAGAAGAUAACUCAGUUUAGCCCAAUAGAAUUGGAGAUUAUGAUAGAAGUCAAGUUACAGCUAGCCGCUAUUGCGAUGCAGAGACAACAAGCCCCACUGAGCACUUCAAUAGCUUUCACUGCAAUUAAAAUCCUUCAGGAUGCAGAAAUUUUCAAGAAGACUAAAGAAGAACUGUGUGCGAAUGAUGAUGAACUGGAUGCCAUGGAGUCUGUGGAGAUGUUGGCCCGAGAACGUCUAAACAUCCAUCUAUGGCUAAAGUGUCGUCUGGCCUUGCUGGUGGCCACUGUGACCCACAUCCGUGGCAUGGGGGUCGUGAAAGAAAAUGAGAUGAUUGAGUGCAGACUUUUGAUAAAUGAAGUAUUUGUGGAGGCUCAAAACUGGAAUGAUACUGAGAUGCAAGCAGAAGUCAUGGUGCAGGCUGUCAAGUUUGACCUGCAAGAAAGACAUUCUGCAGCCAACAUCUUAGAACAUUUGAAGGAUAUAAGAGGCUUACUUGAAGGAAAAUCCUUUGUCUCUCCUCGAGGCUCUUUAAUACUUAUGAAAAGCCUGCUGUUAAUGGAUGAUUUAAUGAAAAUUGAGAUGCCCCAGGAAUAUCUCUUCCUUAAAAAUGAAAAUCUCAAUUUACUAAAUCGAGCUCAUGAGCUUAUUAUUGCACAGGCUCUAUCUUUGGGUGAAAACAUUUUAUUGCCUUGUUCAGACACUGAAUAUGCAAAUAUCUUCUACCCUUUGAAAAACGUUUAUUUUCCAUACAUCAACUUACUUGCAAAAACAAAAAUGAGGAUUGGGCAUAUGUUAGCCAAGAGCACUGCUGCCUGUGAGAGAAAAGAACCUCAGAAGUGGGAACCCAUUCGUCAUCUCUUUGAGACAGCAUUGCAACUUUGUAGGGCAGCUGCAGUGAAGGAACGGGAGUUAGAAGCCGAAAUCCUUUUUGAGAAAGGCAAAGUAGAACGUCAAAUGCUUGUUGUACAAGACAACAAGCCUUUAAUUGGUGAUCUUUUUGAUGCUAUAAAAAUAAGUCUACAAAAUGAUGAAAAUUCAGGGUUGAUAAGGAAAUCCUAUCUGGAAAUCGCCCUGUUAUAUUUACUUGUGUGGAAUUAUAGGAAAAAUGCUUCAAAAAAUAAGAUCUUUCUCCAAGACCAGAAUCCAUCAAAGGAAUCACUAGACAUUAAAACUGAAAUUUACCUGGCAAUGUCCUGGAUAGCAAUCCGAGCUGCUGCACAGGUCAGUGAAGCUACAAUGGCAGCUAAGAAGCUAACUGGAGAAAAGAGUGUGAAGACCGAGAAAAUGGAUCAAAAUGUCUAUCAGAAUAUCCCUGAAUUUGCUCAUGCUGACCUCACUUGUACCUAUGUAGAUUAUUUGACUGCUAACUAUAAAACUUGUGUCAAAACUUCCUAUACCACUCCGAGCGAAUCUGGAAGUUAUUUAAGUAUGGAACAAGAUCUGUACACCAACCCCAGUGAAGAAAAUGAGGAGCCCAGCCAGCUGGAGAUCACCUGGGUCCAUCUGGCCCGUUACUACACUCACCUGUUAAGAGUUAACAAUAUGAAUACCUUGCUUGCUCCUCCAAAGCCAGUUUUCUUAACAGAUGAAAUUUUCUACACUUCUGUUUUCAAUGAAGAUCUGAUUAUACGUCAGAAAGAGAUGAAGAAUUUCCUCAAAAAAUUCUUAAGUGUUUUUACUUCAGCCUGUCUAGAGUGUUUCCCCAAAGACCUCCUUCUUGGAAUAGAAAGACUAAAUAUUCCAGAUAAUGCCGAACUUAGGCAAUCACUUAAGACAUUUCAAGAUGUGAGUGCUAUAAUAGAAAAAAUAGUCACCACUAAGAUCAACCCCAUUAUCCUUCCUCCAUCUCCCCCGCAUGAACAUAUGGAUUUUGCUAUACAUGCAGAAAGCCCAGAUCUUUGCUUCCAGUGGUAUAUACCCCCUCUGGAAAAACCUCCAAGUGAUAAAGAACCCAUGGUCAUGUUGCUGUAUGCCUAUAACACCAAACCUGUCAAGAUUAAUGAUAUCUUUGAAUUCAAUAUCUCCUCGAUAUUUCCUGGGUUUUUAUGGCUUCCUCUGAACAAAGUUAUAGCCUUACAUGAAGCUCUAUCUGGCCUUAGGCAAGAAACUGAAAUGUUGUUAUACACAAAAAAAUUGCCUACAGAAGAAAAGAAGUCCCUACUACCCUUCAGUGCCUUAAAACCUGCUAGAGAAGUCUCUGAAGAGAUCGUCCUCAGUAAGCAAAUGAAGACUGUGUUUUAUCAGAGUUGCACUGAAAUAGCAAGACUGCUUUCGAGAAAUGAAGACAUACCCCUAAUAAGUGAGGUUCCAUUUGAAGAAUCUUUGCCAAGUAUACAGAAGUUGGAGAUGCUUUUUGACCCCUCCAGUGGCUCUGUCUUAAAGGCAGAAGCCAUUUUCAACUGGAUUGUGUCUUUUCUUACAUCUUUGUAACUUUUACGGAAUAAAGUGAAUUCAGUAGCGUCUUGUUCUGAGUUAGUUUGAAAUGAUUGUCAGCAAUCGCCCCCUUGUCUCUUUGUAGACAAUUAAAUAAAGGAUAUCUUCCUUCCUGCAAAA